Ascochyta rabiei is the source of this 417-nucleotide messenger RNA. RefSeq lists its product as uncharacterized. The transcript has 2 exons. Lineage: Eukaryota; Fungi; Ascomycota; Dothideomycetes; Pleosporales; Didymellaceae. Bases 1 to 417 code for a protein of 138 amino acids. The record is from RefSeq and is a predicted model, not a curated record.
AUGUCUGCCGAAUACAAGGGCCAGAACCCUCUCGAUAUCGCCAAGCAGGCUGAAAAGGACCUCAACUCACAUGCCAAUGUCCACGGUACCGAUCCCAACACAGCAAACCCGAACCGCGGUCCCAAUGCAAGUGACUCAGCAAUCGAGUCCGGUAUCGAUGAGUCCGCGACCAGCAGAUUCCCUGGCGCCACUGUCACAGUAGGCUCUGGCGCAUCCGGCGCUGGUAACAACCGCGAUAUUCCCGAGUCCGAGGGUGGUUCUAUCAACCCUGCGACCGGUCAGCUGUACAAGGCUGGUGACUUCGAGAAGGGUGUCGGGGCACCUGAGACCAAGGAUGCUAGUUAUGCAAAGAACCACGGUGGUGAGCCAGAUGCCAACGUGCCCGUAAGGCAAGGACAGGGCCAGACUGGUAGAUAG